AUGAGUCCAGAGAAAUUCAAUUCAGAUGGCCAAGAAUAUGAUGUUUUUCUUGGAGACGUAUGGAGUCUUGGUUUAACAUUGAUGGAGCUGUACAUUGGACAUUAUCCUUACGUUCAACCUGGGCAAAAGGCUGCCGAUAAUACGGCAUUGAUGUGGGAAAUAUGCUUCGAAGAGCCUCCUUGCUUGCCUAAGGAUGCAUCUGAAGAUUUUAAGGAUUUUAUCGAGUGUUGUCUGCAAAAGGAUUGGAAGGAAAGAUGGACAGUCGAGAAGUUGUUAUCGCAUCCAUUCAUAAUAGGCGCAAGACAGAAUGACGUCGGACUCGGAUGUACUAUCGGAACAAAAAGGGACAAUUCAGUGCUUAGCGAUUCUUUCUCUGUCAGAAGGAUAGUUAGAGUUUAG
Molecule: messenger RNA, 399 nt
Organism: Fraxinus pennsylvanica
Lineage: Eukaryota; Viridiplantae; Streptophyta; Magnoliopsida; Lamiales; Oleaceae
Source: the annotation of a GenBank genome assembly